Molecule: messenger RNA, 593 nt
Organism: Manis javanica (Malayan pangolin)
Lineage: Eukaryota; Metazoa; Chordata; Mammalia; Pholidota; Manidae
Gene: VPREB3
Product: V-set pre-B cell surrogate light chain 3
Source: RefSeq, a predicted model, not a curated record
UCUUCUGCCCCAUGUGCCCUGAAGCACCUGGAGCCUGCCCAACAGAACACAGAACAACUCCCGCCUGCCUCCCUGCGUCUGGCCAUGGCCUGCUGGCAUCUGGCCCUCUUUCUUACUGGGGUCCUUCUGGCAGUUUUCCAGCCAGUCCUGGCCCAGCCUGAUGCACUGCUGAUCUUCCCAGGCCAAGUGGCCCAGCUCUCCUGCAUACUUAGCCCCCGCCAUGCCACCAUCGGGGAGCAUGGUGUGUCUUGGUACCAGCAGCGGGCAGGCAGUGCCCCCCGCUACCUCCUUUACUUCCGCUCAGAGGAGGACUACCACCGGUCCCCUGACAUCCCUGACCGCUUCUCAGCAGCCACAGACAUAGCCCACAAUGCCUGCAUCCUGACCAUCAGCCCCGUGCAGCCUGAGGACGACGCGGAUUAUUACUGCUCUGUGGGCUACCUGUCCUAGCCGUGGAGUGUGGGUUGACACCUCCUGUCUGCCUUCCAAUUCUGCCCCUGAUGUUGGGCCCCCAACUUUCUCUGAGCCUUGAUUUUCCUCCUCUGUAAAAUGGGCUAAUAAUAUUCACCAUGUCAACAAUAACUUUUCUGAGA